CGGCCUGUUGGCGGCAGCAGUUUCCCGCCUCAGCCGCAGUUCGAGCAGCAGCAGAAGAAGAGUCAGACCGGAAACUAAACAGAGCGGCAGACCAGCGCGCGGCGGAACAACACUUUAGUCUACGAGGAAACUCAACAACAGCAAACAGCUGCAGGCUCAUGGAUCCUCCACCUGAACCCCUCACCUGGUUACCGCUGGUUACAGCAUGGAGCGCUCUGAUUGGACAGACACUUCACUGACUGAACCUCGGCCAGAUCUCCAGUCAGGAUGUCAGACUCCUCAGAUGAAGAUGAACCGAGGAAGGCGGAGAAUAGCAGCAGAAUGUGGGCGGAGUCACAGCCAGGUCCAUCCAGGUGUCAGCCAAGCAGACAGGGUUACUGUGGAUACUGCAGAGUCCUGUACAGUAACCUGGACCAGCACCUGUCCAGCCUCAAACACCUGGAUUCAGUCCGGUCGUCCUCCAGAGGCUCCAGCACCGUCUCCUCAGCCAGCAGCAGAAGCAAACUAACCCUGCUGGAGCGCUUCCUGCAGGACGUCAUGCAGCACCACCCGCACCGCUACAACGACCCCAGGCCGUCCCACGCUGACCUCCCAUCAGUCUCCGCCCCUCCGUUGCCGAGGGCGGAGCUUGAUGAACUCCGUUUCUCUGAUGACGACAGUCGGUCUCGAGGCACCCGGGAACACCUGCCCAGCUCUGAUGAUGCUUCCUGUCAGGGAGCCAAUCAGCAGCCAGACGACGGCAUCCUCAGCCAGUCAGGCGAGAGGGCGGAUAAGGAGAGACUGUCGGCACCAAUCACAGAGCAGGAGGAAGGAGGGAAACGCUUACCACAAGCACCUCCCCCAUGUUCACAAACCCCGCCUCCACAGUGUCAGGCUCCGCCCUCUGUCCACAGGAAAGCCCACAGGAAGACCAACAGGAGGAAAACCAGCGACUCCUCGGCCUCCUCACAGCCUCGCAGGGGUCCAGGUCCCAACCAGGACCCAAGGCUCCAGAUCCCCUCAGACCAGAGGGUCCAGACCCCCUCAGACCAGAGGGUCCAGACCCCCUCGGACUCGAGGCUCCAGACUCCAUCAGACCAGAGGCUCCAGACCCCCUCAGACCAGAGGGUCCAGACCCCAUCAGACCAGAGGGUCCAGACCCCCUCAGACUCGAGGCUCCAGACCUCCUCAGACCCGAUGCUCCAGACCCCCUUAGACCCAAGGCUCCAGACCUCCUCAGACUCAAGGCUCCAGACCCCCUUAGACCCAAGGCUUCAGACCCCCUCGGACCGGAGGCUCCAGACCCCCUCAGAUCCGAGGCUCCAGACUCCCUUAGACCGGAGGCUCCAGACCCCCUCGGACCGGACGCUCCAGACCCCCUUAGACCCAAGGCUCCAGGCCCCCUCAGACCCGAGGAUCCAGACUCCCUCAGACCCGAGGCUGUGGCUGAGCUGGCAAAAGCAGAGGAGGGAGGCUCAGAAGGAGGAGACAUUCUCCUCGGACCACAGCGACCUUCUGGACCAGACCAUCGAGGAGGUGAUCCAGGUGUUCUGUCACGGCAUCAGUUCCACUCCCUGCCAGCAGGAGGAGACGGAGAGCUUCCAUCUCAGCCUUCCUGUCUCCAUGGAAACACACAGUGAUGACUGGGACUCACCUGUGCAGGUGGUUUUCCAACGAGGUCACACACCUGGUGACGCACCUGUCCAGGUGGCUCACACCGAGGGGCAGGACCUGAGCCGUCUCAUGGACGUCCAGGUAGACCUGGAGGACCAGGUGUACUCGUACCAGCUGGACUCUGCGCUCCACAGCGACAGCCGACCCAGGGGCGGGGCCAGGCGGGACCCGGGGUUCUGGGGUCUGCCCAUCGAGGAGGUGCUGCCGGCCCCGGAGCGGAUCCCAGAGUCCUUCAGGGGGAAGAGCUGGGCACAGAUCGAGCAGGAGGACGAGGAGAAGGUGGACAGGCUGGUCCGGCAGUUCAGACGAGGACGCUUCCUCUGCUACUUCGACUCCGAGUCGCUGGCCAGGUACGGCAGGAGGGACAGGAAGGGGCGUGUCCAGUCCAAAGAGACGGAGCAAGACUCAGGUGUGCUGCCGCUGUUGGAGCAGGACAGUGAGUCUGUGUACGUGAGGAGAAGGAGGCGGGGCCGGAGGCGGAGCUGCAGACUGGCGUCCAGGUGUCAGGUGGUUAAAGUUAGUCACAGCACUCAGACCGUUCGAUUGGUCGUCCCAGCUGUCCAUCAGCUGACUGCAGAGGCCCCACCCAGCAACAUCCCUGCAGCCAAUCAGGAUGCAGCAGAGAGGACCCCUGAGGUGCAGGCGUGGCACUGCCUCCCCCCGUCGUACUACAACAUCAUCACACCUGUGCAGCCACGCACCUCCCUGGUCUACCUGCUCUGUUCCCCCUCAGGCCCUGCCCCUGCCUGCACACCUGCCCCAGGCUCUGCCCCCAAACGCUGCAGGAAGAGGAGGCGUCCGCUGGACCAGCAGAGGUUAAAGGUCAAAUACAAGCAGCUCCCGGUGCGAUUCUACGAGCCCGGAACCAACCGCAUCCUGAAGAACCCGCCCAAAGGCCUCACCUGGCGCCGAGGCUCCGCCCCCACCGGCCCCCCGCCGCCCUGCGUCCGUCAGCUGUUCCGGAGUCUGAGUCCGGACCUGAACACCGACAGACCGGCAGGGGAGGGGUCCUCCAAGGUCAAAGGUCACAGCAACGGCGGCGGCUUCCUCCUGAGCACGCUCAGUAGGGAUUCACCUCAGACUGACAUGGUCAGGAGGCGGGGCAGGACGUCCCCAGCGCCGUCCCCGUCCCUCGACAGCAGAUUUGAACGGGGGAGGGGCGGCAGGAAGACACGCCCCCCGACCUCCAAGAGACGAACCAGGGCUCAAGCCACACCCCCACAGCCCAGGAGGGAGGGGCUACGCAGGGCAGGACCCGCCCCCCUCUCCUCCAUCCCCCCCUCAUCCCGCAGGGGAAGGGGCCGGAGGGGACGCAGGUAGCAGGACACCUGUCCGGGUAACAGCCUCGCUCAUAAACACCAACGAUCUGCUGAUCAAUAACCCUGAUCGGUCUGAUCAACGAGGCUGCUGGACUACAUGUACGGAAACUACAACAUCUGAAGUUUACAUCAGAGCCGUCAGAAAUCUGCUUUUUUAUUUUUAUAAAGUCUGAUUUUUAAAACGCAACAGUUCAGGUUCCAUUCGGCAGAAAAGACACAUUUUAAAACCUGACUAAUAAUUUUAGAUAAAUUUAACCAAAUGUUCAAACUUUUCAGGUCAUUUUCUCCCAAGUUUCUUGAUCGUGUUAUUCAGAGGACCCAGAAUAGAACCCUAUGGAACCCCAGAUCCACGUAGAACCAUAAUGAUGUUGGUGAGUCCUGACCUCAGACCAGAGGAGUCAGACUCAUCUCAGUCCAGUCUGAUCUCCAGUAAAACCAGUAAAACCACAGCCGAAGAACCUGGAAAUAACCGCAACUCCUAAUGGUUCCCAAUGUUCACAUUUCAGGAAUUGUCUUUUUACUAAACAUCACCAACUACCUGAAAUUUAUCAAGAAAAAUAAAUUCAGCUUCAGCAACAUUCAGCCUCAGUUUAUCAUUUCCAUAUUACAACUUCCAGAUCACAGUGUCGACAAAGGAACACGACAUUUAGUCAUCAGGAACUGAACCAGAGAGGAUUUACUGGAGGAUCAGAAUCACAAAAAAGACAAAAAAAGACAGAAAACAAAAACAAGACAUAGACUGACAAAAAAAAAAAAGGAUCGACACAAUCGAGACAAAAAACCCACAAAACGACAAAAACGAGACACAAAACUAAUAAAACACAAAAUGACAAAAAUAAGACAAAAGACACGAAACAAAAGAGACAAAAAAUUAGAUAAGUUAGAAAGCGACAAAAAAUGACAAACAAAAAACAACAAAAAAGUAGAUAAAAAACAAAAACAUGAGACAAACGACAAAAGGCAGACAAUAAAGACUAAAAAAACAAAAUGAGACACGAAACAACAAAAGUGAAAAACAAAAUGACAAAGACAAAAUAUAACAAAAAUGAGACACAGGACAAAAAAUUAGACAAAAAAGUUAUACAACAAAAAAAAUGGACAAAUGACAAAAAUGACAACAGCGAAUAAAGCAAAACAAAAUGACAAAAAUAAGCAAAAAAAACACAAGUGAGACAAAAAGGAAACACAAAAUGACAAAAACGAGAAACAAAACGAGACAAAAAAGUUACAAAGUGACAAAAAAAGGACAAACGACAAAAAAAUUGAAAAAAGUUACAAAGAGACAAAACUGGACAAACGACCAUGAGACAAAAAAAUACACAGAAUGGACAAAAAACAAGCGAGACACAAAACGACAAAAAAGUAGACAAAAAAUAUAAAACGACAAAAACACGAGACAAAUGACAAGUCUAACAAAAUAAAAGACAAGAAAACAAAAAACGACAAAAUAUUACAAAAAUGAGACAAACGGCAUGAGAUAAGACAAAACAGACAAAAAAGUUACAAAAUGAUUUUAAAAAAUGGACAAACGUCAGACAAAAAAUAGAAAACAACAAAAACAAGACAAAAUAUGACAAAAAUGAGACAAAUUGACAAAGAACAAUGAACAAUCUAGUAUUUUACUUUAUGAUCAAAAUCACUUGUUAUGGUCUAGAAGUUAUUUUAAAUUUAUAGUUUUACUAAUUUACAAUCUGCAGUUAAUGUCUUCUCUGGAAUUUUUACACUUUGAGGGCCGGAUUGGACCCUCUGGAGGACCGCUUUUGGCCCACGGGCUGCAUGUUUGACUCCCCUGGUCUAGAUGGUCCUGGUUGGUUCUUCCAUGAUCUCUAAUAGUUGUGACCAACGAGCUGAUGAAGGUUCCUCUGGUCGAUCAAAAACACGUCCAGAGAACCAGUGAUUGGUUCUGGUCCUCCUAAACGUCAUGAAGUUCUGGUUCUCCAUUAGAGGAGAUAAAUCUGGACCCUCCUCUAAGGACGUGGAACAGUCUGAAUGUCUCCAACGUUUCGUUCCAGAUCAGUCUCAUCAAAGAGACGUUAUUUAUUGUCUCUAUUUUAUCACUCGUCAUGAAAGUGGAAUAAAAUCACAGGAUUCAGUUUAGUGUUUUAAACGUUGACCUGAUGAUGAUGGUGAUGAGGAUGAUGAUGGUGAUGAGGAUGGUGAUGGUGAUGAGGAUGGUGAUGAGGAUGAUGUGAUGAUGAGGAUGGUGAUGAUGAUGGUGAUAGUGGUGAUGGUCGUGAUGAUGGUGAUGAUGAUGAGGAUGGUGAUGAUGGUCGUGAUGAUGAUGGUGAUGAUGGUGGUGAUGAGGAUGAUGGAGAUUGGCAGCUGGACGUUUCUAUGGAAACCCACCUGUCUGUGCAGGUGCCUGUUUUAUAACUUUAUUUAAAUGCUCAAUAAACAGUUUUAUAACCUGAA
Amphiprion ocellaris (clown anemonefish) is the source of this 5384-nucleotide messenger RNA. RefSeq names its product zinc finger, DBF-type containing 2 (gene zdbf2). The transcript has 11 exons. The record is from RefSeq and is a predicted model, not a curated record. Bases 268 to 2973 code for a protein of 901 amino acids. Gene Ontology annotation, biological process: epigenetic programming of gene expression; genomic imprinting. Gene Ontology annotation, molecular function: nucleic acid binding; zinc ion binding. Lineage: Eukaryota; Metazoa; Chordata; Actinopteri; Pomacentridae.